CGACCAUUAACUAUCGAAUAUGGAAUAUUCAAUAUUCAUUUGAACAGGCAAAUAAGAGUUCGGGUUCAUUCGAGUCUAAACCCCCAAUCGGUCGCUGGUUCUAGCGCUCUCUGCCUUUAUAGGUUCUUCGUAUCAGGUCAAUUUUGGAAUUGAAUUAGGGGUGAAUUUUGAAGUUGACUGACUUUUUUUUGAUGUGAGUGUUCAAUUAUGGAUGGAAACAAAGAUGAAGCUCUAAGAUGUGUUCAAAUUGCUCAAGAAGCAAUUGCUUCUGGUAAUAAAGAACUUGCGCUGAGAUUCAUCAAAUUUGCGCAACGUCUUAACCGUGAUGUACCUGUUGAAGAGCUUUUGGCUGCUUGUGAAGGGCUUGGUCCAGAUUCAAAACCAUCUGAGGAUGGUAUAGAUGCAAAGUGUGUAGAUGAAAACAAGAAUGACUGUGGUCCGGUUAAAAAGGAUGGGGUUGUAAAUGGGAAGCGCAAGUAUACUGAAGAGCAUGUUCAGUUGAUUGGGAAGAUUAAGAGGAACAAAGAUUAUUAUGCCAUUCUUGGAGUGGAAAAGACUUGCUCAGUUGAGGAAAUUAAGAAGGCUUAUAAGAAAUUGUCAUUGAAAGUUCACCCAGAUAAAAACAAGGCUCCAGGAGCUGAAGAGGCAUUUAAGAACGUGUGCAAGGCAUUCAAGUGCUUGAGUGAUGAGAACUCGCGGAAGCAGUAUGAUCAGACAGGACUAAUUGGGGGAUUUGAGUAUAAUCAGCAGUACAAUGUUAGACGGCGGUAUAGGAGAACUACACAUGACUUUUUUGAUGACAAUUUUGAUCCAGAUGAGAUAUUUAGAGCAUUCUUUGGUCAGACAGACAUGUUUAGAGCUCGUCGGACUGACAGGACUCGUGACAUGGGUAGACAACAACGGCAGGAGUUGCACGGAGAAGGACCGAAUCUUAUUUUUCUUCUACAGUUAUUACCUAUCUUGUUGAUUUUCUUGCUUGCAUACCUUCCCUUUUCAGAACCUGAUUAUUCAUUGCACCGGAAUUACUCCUAUGAUAUUCCCAAGACUACUGAGAAAUAUGGUGUCAAUUAUUUUGUCAAAUCAUCAGCAUUUGAUGAGAAAUUCCCUCUGGGGAGUCCUGAGCGAGUUACCGUUGAGGACAAUGUAAUCAAUAAUUACCAAGAUUUGCUUUGGCGCUAUUGUCAUGUGGAACAACAGAAGCGCCGCUGGAACAAGAAUAUGCCAACUCCUCAUUGCAAUAAGCUAUAUAAUCUUGGAUGGGCAUGAAGGAAGUCAAUAUAGCUAGAGUUUGAGCCCAAAUGAAGCUGUAGAUACUGAUAUUCUGGUUCCAAGGAUGAUUGAUGGCCAUCACAGAUGAGGCAAACAGUGGAUGGAUGGAGUUGUGAAGGUGUGUGCUCCAGCAUCUGCCUUAGUAGAUUUGAAAUUUGAUGUACACUUCGUCUGUCGAUACACUGCACGCAAAUAAUGUUUUUGCAGCUUCGGAGCAGCUAGAAUGCCAAUAGUUGCCAAAGUAGUAGAACAAGCAUUCAGCGAAGGCAUAGAAAGUUCUUAUUUAGAAAUUUACAAGGUGUUAAAUGUUAAUUCUACGUGCUUGAAUUUUUACUAUGCCUCAGACGGUGCAUUUUUCAGGUUCCACUCCUCUUACAUGCAAGGUUAGUUCUUUCUCAAGAUGUUC
This is a messenger RNA of Tripterygium wilfordii, 1675 nucleotides long. Its product is annotated as chaperone protein dnaJ 49. Gene Ontology annotation, molecular function: Hsp70 protein binding. Gene Ontology annotation, biological process: cellular response to misfolded protein. Gene Ontology annotation, cellular component: endoplasmic reticulum membrane. The record is from RefSeq and is a predicted model, not a curated record. The transcript is spliced from 3 exons. NCBI's taxonomy places the organism in Eukaryota, Viridiplantae, Streptophyta, Magnoliopsida, Celastrales, Celastraceae. Bases 208 to 1266 code for a protein of 352 amino acids.